GAUCGAGGCUGCUCUCAUUCUCCUCUCUCUGUCUCUCAUUCCCACUCUACACCAGCCGGGGGACCCUCAGGGUCGAAGGUUUCGCCCUGUCUGCAGCGACCCCCCACCUCCCGACCCCCAGCCCCCAUGGCCCGGCUCCCAGCCCAGGACUGACGGCAGCUCGGGGACCCAUCCAGCCGGGAGCGAGUCGUCAUCUGAGAAGUUUAUGAAUGCCCCUCUGGAUUUAGCUGUUGUCUGGCGCACAAUGCUAGCUCCGCCCUCCUGUUCCAGAACGCUGUGAGUUGCUCAUGUCUAUAAGAAAGGAAGCAUGGCUCAUGGAAUUCCCUCGCAAGGCAAAGUUACAGUAACAGUGGAUGAAUACAGUUCUAAUCCUACCCAGGCAUUCACACACUAUAACAUUAACCAAAGCAGAUUCCAGCCCCCUCAUGUCCACAUGGUAGACCCUAUUCCGUAUGACACUCCAAAGCCAGCCGGCCACACGCGGUUUGUCUGUGUCUCUGAUACCCACUCCAGGACAGAUGGCAUCCAGAUGCCAUACGGGGACAUCCUUCUGCACACGGGCGACUUCACUGAGCUAGGCUUGCCCUCCGAGGUGAAGAAGUUUAAUGACUGGUUAGGAUCUUUACCCUAUGAAUAUAAAAUAGUGAUUGCUGGAAAUCAUGAACUGACUUUUGAUAAAGAAUUCAUGGCCGAUCUUGUUAAACAGGAUUACUAUCGGUUUCCCUCUGUUUCGAAGUUGAAACCUGAAGACUUUGACAAUGUGCAGUCACUUCUUACUAACAGUAUUUACUUACAAGACUCUGAAAUCACCGUAAAAGGAUUCCGAAUAUAUGGAGCACCAUGGACACCGUGGUUUAAUGGAUGGGGAUUUAAUCUUCCCAGAGGUCAGUCUUUGCUUGACAAGUGGAACCUUAUCCCAGAGGGUAUCGACAUACUAAUGACUCACGGGCCUCCCCUUGGUUUCCGAGACUGGGUCCCAAAGGAGUUACAACGAGUUGGAUGUGUAGAACUUCUCAACACUGUGCAAAGACGAGUGAGGCCCAAACUCCAUGUUUUCGGUGGGAUUCACGAAGGUUACGGGAUUAUGACCGAUGGAUACACAACGUACGUCAAUGCCUCAACGUGUACAGUCAGCUUUCAACCAACCAACCCUCCAAUUAUUUUUGACCUUCCCAACCCCCAAGGUACAUGAAAAGCCAGAAGGAAUCAGGAAGGUUUAAAAAAACAAAACAAAAAGAAAAACUGCCAUUUUUGCUCUUUGUAUCUAUCUACCUGCAGAUCUUGUGUUUCUUUUUUUUUUUAUUUAUUUAUUUUAUUAUUUUUUUUUUGCUGGUACAAAGAAGAAAAAUAAAGACACAUUUAAGCUUGUGUGCUUCAAGCUCCGACAUCUACUUUGAAAUCAAAUGUUUGCUCUCCACAGACUGCUUUUGGAAGUUGUACACGUCCCUUGACAUUAACCAAAUUUCGAUGAACGCCAACAUUGAAUAUUUAAAAAACAGAAUUGCAAAAACCACCAGGACUUGCACAGCUUUAUCGUCCGCUUUAUUAUUUCUACUUAUGACCUGCCUUUAUAUUCUGGGGUUUGUUCUAUUUUUGAUUUUUUUUUUCCUCUCUACCCCCCACUGUCGUUCAAUUAUGUGCUUUGUAAUUUACUUGUUUGUCGGGGAGCACUUUGUAAUUGCGAGUUUCUUUUUUUCAUUUUAGUUUUUGUUUAAGUUGUCUAAGCUAGAAAAACUCAUUUUGUAUAAUUAUGAAAUACUUUUUUUUUCUUUUUUUCUUUUAAAGUUAAUUAAAUUAUUUUAUCUUUAAAAAUGUAUGAAGCUUAAAUAGCUGUAAAGAUCGGGUAAAACCAUGCAGUAAAACUUGUAAAUGCAGACUCCUUUUAAAUAUGGAUUUAUAUAUACACAUUAUAUAUAUGUAAGUAUUUUUUGUGUGUUCUAACAGAACUUGGGAUUUAAUAUUGGCAGAGUGGCAUCGUCAAAGAAAACAAAAAUGCUGUACAGCACUUCUAAAUUAUAAAGGGUGAGACAUUUUUGCGAAUGUCCUAUUCUUUUUCAAGGCAGCGGUAUAUAUCUGUGUGCAGUUUUAGGCAUGCAUGUGCGGAAUUAAAUUAAUACAAUCAAGCCAAAAAAAGGGCUUUGUUGCUCUUUAUUUCAUUCUGUAAUUCCUAUCACCCCCUCUUACCCACCUGAUCCUUUUUCUUAUUUUGCACUGUGUAAAUGCAAUCUUGCUAGCACAAAAAUAUUGUUGCAAAUGGCUUUUUCUGUUGGGUUUUUUUUUUUUUUUUUUUUCCUGUAAAUGCUUUUCCGAGACUUUGACCUGUUUUAUGUUCUCUUGGUAAUAAACUUUAGAAUACCUUGUUUAUUUUAAAUUUGUUGUGAUAUUA
Molecule: messenger RNA, 2386 nt
Organism: Pelobates fuscus (common spadefoot toad)
Lineage: Eukaryota; Metazoa; Chordata; Amphibia; Anura; Pelobatidae
Gene: MPPED2
Product: metallophosphoesterase domain containing 2
Exons: 7
Coding region: 308-1192 (294 amino acids)
Molecular function (GO): hydrolase activity
Source: RefSeq, a predicted model, not a curated record